Fusarium graminearum PH-1 is the source of this 1704-nucleotide messenger RNA. RefSeq lists its product as uncharacterized. The transcript is spliced from 4 exons. NCBI's taxonomy places the organism in Eukaryota, Fungi, Ascomycota, Sordariomycetes, Hypocreales, Nectriaceae. Gene Ontology annotation, biological process: transmembrane transport. The record is from RefSeq and is a predicted model, not a curated record. Gene Ontology annotation, cellular component: membrane. Bases 1 to 1704 code for a protein of 567 amino acids. Gene Ontology annotation, molecular function: dipeptide transmembrane transporter activity.
AUGGUUGAGGUGCAAGACAAGAGCCUGGCACUCGACCCCGAGGCCAAUGCUCUGUCAGUAUCAGAUAGCGGCUCGGAUCGACCGACCCCAACCACCGAAGAGAGAGAGAAGCUACGCAAGAUAGCAGGGAGUAUCCCAUGGGUUUCGUACCUGCUGUGCAUCGUUGAGCUUGCAGAGCGAGCCUCCUUCUAUGGUUGCAAGACAGUCUUCAACAACUUCCUUCAGUUCCCUCUGCCAAAGGGAGGCAAUGGAGCUGGAGCUGUUGCUAAGGACGACCCGAAUGGCCAUGCUGGUGCUUUAAAUCGCGGGUUACAGUUUGCCUCGGCCAUGGUUCUCUUGUUCAACUUCCUUGCCUACGUCAUUCCAAUCUUUGGUGCGUGGCUCGGUGACACCAAGACCGGCCGUUUCAAAGCCAUCAUGUAUGGAGUCAUCAUCGGCGGCGUGGCACACGUUAUCAUGGUUGGAGGCGCAGCUCCUGCUGUUCUCAAAGCCGGCAAUGGACUUGCACCAUUCAUGGUCAGCUUUUUUCUGCUGGCAAUUGGAGCCGGACUAUUCAAGCCCAAUGUUGUUCCUCUCAUCAUCGAUCAAUACACCGAUCAGACAGAAUAUGUCAAGACACUCAAGUCUGGUGAGAGGGUUAUCGUCGAUCCCGAGACCACCAUCCAGAGGAUCAUGUUGAUCUUUUACAUGUGCAUUAACGUUGGUGCCUUUUUCAUGAUCGCCACAACUUAUAUCGAGAAGUAUGUUGGCUUUUGGCUUGCUUUCCUCCUUCCAGGCAUCGUCUACAUUUUGUUGCCGGUGCUGCUCAUGUCCCAGUACAAAACUCUCAAGCGCACGCCGCCUCAAGGUUCUGAUCUCAACACCUUCUUCAAGAUCGUUGGGGCAGCCAUCAAAGAGAACAAAGGCAGACUCUGGGCCAAGAACUUCUUCGAGUCGGUCAAACCAUCUGUUCUUGCUGCAAAGGGCAAGACAGUUUCUUGGGAUAGUCGGGCAGUCGAGCAUGCUCGCAGAACCCUGUCUGCAUGCCUGAUCUUCCUCUACCAGCCAUUGUUCUAUCUCAACAACGGUGGAGUUGGUAACGUAUUGUCUAACCAAGGAGCGUCGAUGACUAUGAACGGUGCACCCAACGAUCUGAUUCACAACUUCAAUCCCCUCACCUUGAUGAUCUUUGCGCCCAUCAUGUCGUACGUUCUUUACCCUCUGUUGAACAAACACCACAUCAAGUUUGGUCCCAUCAGUCGCAUGACUGUCGGCUACAUCUCCGCCAUUCUCGGAAGUCUCGUCGGUGCAAUUAUCCAGUGGAGAGUCUACAAAACCUCACCCUGUGGAUACCAUGGCUCAACCUGCGACGGCGUGUCACCUGUUUCCAUCUGGUGGCAGCUACCCACUGUUAUGCUGGGGGCUAUCGGCGAGUUGUUUACCGCUGUCACGGCAUACGAGAUGGCAUAUGCAAGGGCGCCUGAGGGUAUGAAGUCGACUGUUGUCGCUAUCAACUUGGCUAUGCAGGCUCUAUCCUCUGCGCUGGCUCAGAUUUUGAUUCCUUCCAUCGCCGAUCCCAAUCUGAUUUGGGCAUGGGCCGCUCCUUGUAUUGCUCUGUUUAUUCAGACUAUCAUCUUCUGGGUGCGACAUCGUCAUGUUAACGAUGAGAAGUAUCUGAUUCGCGAGACCUUUGAAGAAGAUAAUCCCGCCUGUACAGAGAAGUAA